GAAUGGUUGAAAGACACAGCAGAAAGCCUGCAAAGAGAAUCCAACACCCAAACAUGGUAAAGCUUAGGAAGAGACGAUCUACUUAGAUUCACAAUCUAGCUCUUUCUCUCUCUGUGUCUUUUUCUUUUUCUCUCUCUAUCUGCAACACAUUUUCUUUCAUCUUUCCUUUUAUCUUCACAUCCAGCACUUACAAAUCUCAUUAGACUAACUUCAUAAACUUAAUCAUCUAAAAAUUUGCACUCACGGUUGCAUGGACGUGCAAGUUUUAGCUUUAAGUUUCAGUUUUUAAGAACAAGGGUUUUUGAGAUAUUCUCUCUUUAAUUCAUGGAGUGGAAGAGAAACUUCAAAGUAAGGUUUAUGCAUAAACAUAAACCCCAUCUUUUUUAUUAUUUUUCCAUCUUCUUCAUCUCAUUAGCGGCACUAUUCACCACUACAAUCACCUCACCAACACCAACCACUUCUCUUGAUGAUAUCAAGUGUCAAUCUUCUGUUAAAGCAGAUUUGUCUGUUCAUGAAAUUGAGAAGAAAAGGGAAGAUGAAGAGGUUGCUCUGAGUUUGGCAAGGAGAUUACUAAGUGGGCCUGGUUCAUCGCCACCACGCUGCACGUCAAAGUGCGGCAAGUGCACACCAUGUCAGCCAGUACACGUGCCAGUGCCACCGGGGACUCCGGUGACUGCUGAAUAUUACCCAGAGGCGUGGAGGUGCAAGUGUGGCAACAAGUUAUACAUGCCAUGAUGCCUAAUUUUAAAAAAUAUAUAUGCUUCAAUAGAUGCUUAAUUAUGUGGUGACUAGUUAUGAAUUAAUGGAGAGAUUAUGGUUAGUAUUACUCUGAUAAAUAUAUAGAAUUAAUUAGACUUUUAUUUGAGUAUAGAAUAUAUAUUGACACUAACUAAGAUGAGUAAUGUGAAAAAUCUUGUGCUAUGAAGUUUAUAUUUGGUGCA
Pistacia vera is the source of this 941-nucleotide messenger RNA. RefSeq names its product EPIDERMAL PATTERNING FACTOR-like protein 6. Gene Ontology annotation, biological process: guard cell differentiation; stomatal complex development. NCBI's taxonomy places the organism in Eukaryota, Viridiplantae, Streptophyta, Magnoliopsida, Sapindales, Anacardiaceae. The transcript is spliced from 3 exons. The record is from RefSeq and is a predicted model, not a curated record. The coding region runs from base 325 to 735 and encodes 136 amino acids.